Radiomyces spectabilis is the source of this 3280-nucleotide messenger RNA. RefSeq names its product Crm1-F1. Gene Ontology annotation, biological process: protein export from nucleus; ribosomal large subunit export from nucleus; ribosomal small subunit export from nucleus. The transcript is spliced from 20 exons. Lineage: Eukaryota; Fungi; Mucoromycota; Mucoromycetes; Mucorales; Radiomycetaceae. Gene Ontology annotation, molecular function: small GTPase binding; nuclear export signal receptor activity. Gene Ontology annotation, cellular component: nucleus; cytoplasm. The record is from RefSeq and is a predicted model, not a curated record. Bases 27 to 3125 code for a protein of 1032 amino acids.
GCUUUGUCGGCUUUUCAUCCAAUUUUAUGCUAACUGCGCAACUCUUCUCCAUGGACUUUGAAUCGUUGGUCGAUGACACCCAGCCCUUUAAUGUUCUGUUACUGGAUGCUGCAGUCCAAGCUUUCUAUGAAGGCGAUCCGGCUGUGCAUAAGAGGACCGAAGCAAUAUUGACCAAAUUUCAAAAUCAUCCCGAUUCCUGGCGAGUGGUAGAUCAAAUAUUGAGACAAUCGCAGAGUGUCCGUACAAAGUUUCUUGCUCUUCGUAUCUUGGAAACUUUUGUGGUAGUACGGUGGAAUACGCUACCAAUAGCAGAUAGGCUAGUUAUCCGCAAUUUUAUUGUCGAGAUCAUUGUGGAGUUAUCCUCUAGAGAAUCUACAAUGCAUUCCGAGAGAAUAUAUCUGAACAAAUUAGAUAUGGUUCUCGUACAGAUUCUAAAGAAAGAUUGGCCACAAUACUGGCCCACCUUUAUAAGUGAGAUAGUUGAAGCAAGCCAAACGAAUCCAAGUUUAUGCGAGAAUAGUAUGCGGAUCAUACGUUUAUUGAGCGAGGAGAUCUUUGAUUUUUCCAGUGAUCAGAUGACACUCACCAAAAUGCGAAAGCUCAAAACUCAAAUGAUGGAAGAAUUCGGGGAUAUGCUGGAAUUGUGCCAGCGAGUGCUUCUCAGUGACAUACAGAUUCCUAGCCUUAUUCAAGCGACUUUGGAGACAGUGUCUCGUUUUCUUGGCUGGAUUCCCGCAAGUUAUGUAUUUAGGACAGACCUCAUCAAGGGCAUUCAACCAAAGUUGUUUCAAACGCCCAACGUGCGCAACAUAGCCUUGCAAUGUUUCCUCGACAUCAUAUCUUCCGAUUGCCCUAGUGGGUGUGAACCUCGCUUAACGUCCUUGUUCGAAACUGUCAUGGAACUUUUCCGUCAAACGAUCCCUCCGGAAGCUGAAAUCGUAGCUCUUUACGAAAUCGCCAAGCUGGAAGACCAGGAUUUUAUCCAAAAGCUCACGCUAUUUUUUACGACGUUUCUGGAAAACCAUCGAGCAAUAGCCGAGCAAGUUCUGGGCUUAGACAUCGUAUUUCAAGCUCACUUGUAUCUGUUGAGGCUAUCUCAAAUCCAGGAGACGGAUAUUUGGAAAAUAUGUCUAGACUAUUGGGGGAAAAUAGCCUACGAUAUACAACAGCAGCUACAUCGACAAGAAGCGAGAGGAAUCUUGGAUGGUUACAAAAAAAUCUUUGUAGAUCUGCGACGAAUUAUUAUGGAACGAAUGGUCACCCCAGAUGAGGUUCUUAUAGUGCAAAAUGAUGAAGGCGAAAUUGUUCGCGAAUACGUUAAACAAAGCGAUAAUGCCGCUCUUUAUACCUCAAUACGGCAUGUCGUGUGCCUGCUAACAAUCAUGGAUCCGGAAGAUACAGAGGUUGUCAUACGCAAUAAGUUUGCCAAGGCAAUACAUACAGAAACAUGGCGCAUCACCGAGCUGAAUAAAGUAUGCUGGUAUAUCGGUUCAAUCUCGGGGGCGAUGGAUGAAUCAAGAGAAGAUUUAUUUCUUACGGGCAUCAUGAGAGAUCUCGUUCAGCUGGCAGACAAUAUGAAGUAUAAUGUGGAUAACGAACUGGCGAUUGUUUCCUGUAUACUGUAUAUUGCAGGCCAACAUCCACGUUUUCUCAAAGCACACAAAGAAUUUAUGGAUUAUGUCAUGGCCAAGGCAUUCGAACUGAUUCACUCACCACAAAUCGAUAUCCGUGAUUUAUCCAGCGAUGGAUUGCUCAAAUUUUGUCAAGGAUGCAGAGAAGCCAUUGUUCAAGACACAGCUGACUCUAUCCCAAUAUGGCUCGAAAGAUUUGUCACUGCGUUGCCGGAACUGCAAGGACUUUUGAACAUUCAGCAGCUAUGUAUCGUCUAUGAAGCCAUGGGAUACAUUAUAUCUGGAAUGACACACAAACAACAGCAAGAAGCAUGCAUCGAUUUACUCAUGAAAACUUCCAGAGAAGCUUGCAAGACAGUUUUUAAUUCGCCUCAAAACCAAAACGACACAAAUACAUUGAAAUGGAUCAUCGAUGUGUUGAAAAUCAAUAACUCUGUAUGUCAAGCUAUCGGGCCCAUUUACGCUUCGCAAUUCCAUUUCAUCUUCCAAUAUCUACCCACAUCAUACCAUUUAGCUGUGAACAACGUACAGCAUCACAAAGAAACCCUGGAUUCCGGUUUACUCAAAUUAUCGCGACGUAUCAAACAGGAAGCGUUGACAUUAAUCGACACUUUCAUCUCUUCUUUGGAACACCUUGAUAACAUGGAUGGUGCGUUUUGGGGUUUCUAUAAUGAAUUGUGCACAGAUUAUCAACAAUGCCCACCUCCCGUACGUGAAGUUGCCGUCAUCAACUUGACAAGCAAUAUGCUGGAGAAACCUAUUACCGUACUGCGGACCGAGUUGCUGGAUUUGUUGUGGGAGAAGCUUUUCCAACCUACUUUAUUCAUGGUCAAUCAAAAUUUUGUCGAUUUUCCGGACCAUCGGAUAGGGUUCUACAAAUUACUGCGUGGGCUCACCAAACAAUAUCUUGAGGAGCUACUGAGGAUGCCAACCCAAGCUCUCGAUCUUUUGAUAGACAGUCUUCUGUGGGGGAUCAAGCAUACAGCACGAGAAAUUUCUCAUGUUGCUUUGCAGACUUGUUUGCAACUGAUCAACAAAAUGGCGCAGUUGGAAGACGAAGACGUUGCGAGCGCCUUUUAUGAAAGAUACUUUGUUCGAAUUCUACAAGAUGUACUAGUGGUGCUUCUGGACCCCGAUUGUCGCAACGCCUUCAAUUAUCAAAGCCAGCUCCUUGCACGCAUGUUGGAGUUGGUCCAAGAAGGUGAGAUCUAUACACGCAUAUACGAUCCAAGUACGGUGGGAGACUCUUUCAUGUCCAAUGCUGCAUUUCUUCAAAAUCAUGUCAGAGAACUGUUGACGGCUGCGUUCCCACUGUUACAAAAGAAUCAGAUCGAGGUGCUUGUGCUUGGCAUGUUCGAGUACAGUGGUGAUCUUCAGCGGUUUCAAGACGAUAUUCGUGAUUUUCUUAUUGAUAUCAAGGAAGUCAGUGACGAUGUCAGUGAUUUACAGGGUCAAGAAGAGGAAGCGGAACUUGAGCUGUUGCGGCAACUUUAAGGGUUAUUACUGUCAACAUCUUUGGUUGCGCCACCGCUUGACAGAUUUUCACGAGCUCUAGUCGAUUUUCCCCUGCUCAGCAAUUCCCGUGUCGAUAAAAAGUUACGAAACGGAUAAAAUACAUGCAAAUUUCGUUACUCAAAACUACCUAGGAG